GGUCCAAUUUAUUCGUUAAAAUUUAACAAUAGGAUAUUUAAGUGUACUUAUGAAGCAUCGAGAGGCGCUACAUCAAAUAAGGAUAUUUUUUUUUUUCUAUUAGGCGUUCGCGUGCUCCCGUUCCCAUGGCAACUUGCAUUAUGACGUCACCGAAGGGGCGGCUACCAUCAUCAUGGCUGGUUGCGUUAUGCAGGCGACGCAGUGAUCUCCAGCCUCUUGGUUUAUGCUCUGGCGUUAAGAGUCGAAGGUGUUGUUUUACCAAGAGUGUUGAAUUCGGGCUCAAACCUGGAGCCGACACACCCCGAAAAAAUGUCCGCACCCCAAGUCCCUUACCCCCACCAGGCCCCGUACCCUCCCCCUCAGCCAUCAUUUCCCCAGAUGCCCUAUGACCCCCCGCCACCGUACAAUCCGCAAGCUGGCAAUGAUGGAUACCCGCAGCCAGGAUGGAUAUCAUCGGCCUCGGCACCGCAGCAGCCUCCACCUCAACCACAGCAGCCGCAGGCUACAGUUUUUAACCCAGCCGCUCAGGGUUACGUCAAGCAGGGGUCAACCUAUGUGCCCACCGGUCAGCCUGGCAUGGUGCCACCAGCAGGGUACUACCCGUCGGGUGGUCAGCCAGUGCUCCCUGGUGGCGGCUACUACAACAGUAGCACACAGCAACCCAUGCCUGGAGGCUACUACCCCGGACAACCUGCUCCACCUCCAGGUGGCACUCAGGGAUACUAUGGUGCAACGGGUUACCCUGGGGCCAACACAGUUGUCGUCCGCGAGCAGACCCAGGAGACGAGUCGCAUGGAUGACCUGGCGAAGUGCUGCCUCGGUACGUGCUGCCUGACGUGGUUCUGCUGUUGGCUGACGGACUAAUCGGCAACCGAGCCCCCGACCGACUCGACUCUCGGUCAACCAAAUCCACUGCAGCAAACGUGCCAUCCAUGCAUGCCAUCACCACCAUUUUUUAAUGGCUGCUGUCUCUAAAUGCGCCCACAUCCACCGCCCAGUUUAUUUUUUUUUUCCCGAGUCAACUGCUAUAAAUUCCUCUCCAUCACAGCAGGUAUUAGCCAUAAGCUCCUGCUGUGCUUACCGAAGAGCUACUUGGUUGUAUUACACUAUCCAUGAGCGGUUUUCCAUGUUCUACUCUAGGUAGGCACUAAUAACUUGUAUAAGUACACAACAGAGCUUGUUUAUAUAUUUUGUUACAAUAUCUCUACGUAUACACUUUUAGACUUUCCCCCAGAAAGUUGGGAUUUACUUAAAGAUCUUGGGUCCCAUGCAUUGCCGGGUGGCGAAGAAGUGUUCGUUUAACUCUUCGAUAGUCAUUGAAUUCAGUAUUAAUAUUUCUCUAAAAAAAAGAAAAAAAGGCAGUCCUCUGUAAACACAUUCUGUAUCGUCAGCAUGCUGGCACGAGUGAAUUUGUAUGCCGGGUUCAUUUGCAACCUGCAAAGGAUUGCUGCUGGCCAUUUGGUUUUGCAGAAACAAGUGCCCAUUAGCCUGGAAAAAUGGUGAUAGGGGUUCAUUUCUGUUCUUAUAUCGUGCUUUGUGUAUAGAAGUAUUCCUAUUUGCGACGACUAAUAUAUACAUAUAUAAAAAUCUUGCUUUUUGCGAGUUGGUCUCGACUUCGUGUCGUCAUUUUGGCAAUGAAAUUCGGUUACCCCUUACAACACCUGGGGCUCGACGGUGGCUUACUCAGUUUUUUGUUGAUGUUUGUAAGAUUCUACAGUCUAUGUGAUACAAACCUCUAUACAGAAAAAAAAAAUUCCCAUUCCACCACGCAUGCAUUACAGGUGUCUAGUAAUAAUGUCCCCCUCUUGUAGACCAUUCCCAUUUCUUGCCUGCGACACACUGCUAGCAAGUGCGUUAAAAAAAAGCGCUUAAGUAGGUAUAUUAUACACAGACUGUUGGUGUAGAUUGUGUUUAAGAUAACAGAGUUCAUGUUUUGUCUACCAUGUCUUUCGAGGCAUGGCAUAGACUGGAAUGGUGGACUGUUGAAUCUCCAGAGACAGCGAUACAGGAAAGUUUCCAUGCAGCACUAAAUGCAGGGCCAAUGUUGCGCCAACAUAAUCCUUUUAGAGGCCAACAAUGCCUACAUAGGGCCAUCAUUGUCCAUUAAAAUGCCAAUAUGACCCAUGUUGCACCAAUACUGGCCCAGCUCUGUGCUGCUUAGGUGUGUGAUGGAUUGUUGACAAUUUGUGUUGUCACUGCGUUGGAAAGCUUUAAUGUUUAUUACCUCAUUGAGGGUUGUUUACAGAGUUGUUUCUCUGUUGUCCCUUGUCAGAACUAUUAAGCAUGGUUAACUUUGUCACAAAAAAGGGAAGGCAGUGUAUGAUUGUUGUUGCCGUUGUCUUCAAGGAUUGGAGUUUAAAUGCAUUCUGCCAAUUUUGCUACCAAACGGUACCUUCUCUCUCGGCUCACAACUAUAGACCUAUUAACUUAAUAAAACAUGCAGCAUGUUUGCAAGAUGCACAGAUGAUUGUAAGUGUUGCCUAAAUGCCUGCUCAAUUUAAUUGAAUGCAAAAAAAAAAUGCCUUGAGAGGGGCACGUGGAUGCUUCACAAUUAAAUCUGCGGCAAUAUGUCCAUGAAAAUGCACAUUAAGUUAUUACAGAAAGACUUAGCAAUCCAGGAAAUGCCUGCACGAGUGUUUGUAGGGAGCACUUGGAAUUGUGCAAAAUUUUCCACCACGUAAAGCACAAUCUCUUGCUUCUGCAUCAAAACUGCACACAAUUAAUAAAAAUUGGACAAGUGGCAUUUACGCAACACAAUUGUAGGCUUGAUGCUAUCUGAUAAGGCAAAAGGAUUCUGUGUUCAUCGUAUGCCACAGGGAACAAUAAACAUGUUUGUUGCAUGCUCAGAGAAGGCUCAUCAUUUUAUGGUAACCGACACUUGUUUGAAGUACGACAAACGUUCCGAAGUAGCACUUAAACACUGAAAGGAUAGCAACAUUUUUUUUCCCAUCUGCAUGCUGUUCAGAUCACAAAGGUUGCAUUCUCAUCAGAGAUGUGCAAUCAUGCGAAGGACACAAGCAUUCUACAAACCUUACAUUCAUAGAACAGCAAAAGCAUUUUUGUCUUUUCUUUCCGAAAUUAUAGUGGGCUGGACUAACAUAAACGUCCAUGUACAGCUUAAAUAUCGAACUUGGCAGUAGAAUGUGGUAGCUUUUGUGGUGGAUUUGUCUACAUAGUCUGCAGCACACGCAAAAAAUGUCGCAUACCCCACUGCAGCUACAGCCUACCGAACUUUCAAAACAAGUGUGCAAAUUUCAGAAUUGGUAAUUAUACGAUUGGUAACCAACACUCGCCGUGUGUAAUUUUUAUAUUGCAAUAUUCUUUUCAAAUGUGAAAAUCAUCGAAUGGUAGAAACUAGAAGCACAGGGAUACUAAUUAUUCGUACGUAAUGUAUCUGUGACAAAAAGCUUUGUGAACGUUGAAUUCAGCAUUCGUUGAAAAGCCAUACAGGCAGUGCAUGCAGACAGUGCCACAUUCUCCCCCUAGUGUUUAGUACGAAAACUGGUGUCAACAAUGAGCAUGGCAAAGAAUGUUGUUCCUGCACAAACCAAAGAAAAUUGCUAGUUCUUGAAACCAUACUGCCUCACUGUUUCUUUUUCACUGCAAGUUAUCUUGCAAAAACGAAAGAAGCUUUAGCUGAAUUUAAUGAUCAUCCACUUUAAUACAUUUCUUUUUCUCGCACGGAAAAUAUGACAUCAGUUCCACUGGAGGAAGAUGUUUGGUUCUAAUACUCAUACUGCUGCAAUUCCUUUAAACAUAUCCGCUCUGGCAAGCGUACCAAUUUUCACCUGGACCUAAGCAAAUGCACAUCAACCAGACCAAACAUUUUGCAGUCCCACGUUUUCUGUCCACAUUAGAACUUUUGCUUUACAGAACACACUAAGUUACAAAUCAUUCUGGCAUGAAAGUAUUUUUCGCAUUAUUUACGGCUAGGUAACGAAUUCAAAUGAAAAUCACCACAAGCACACUAUAUCCAUUUACCCUGAACAUGCCAAAAAUGUGUAGGUUCUAUGCAUUCACAAAUACUCAGGAGUCGGGUUCUGCACUAACGCUACAUAACUUUCCACCAAGCUUACCUGCACAGUGGUUGGAAAUUGGAAGAGCUCCAAAAGAGGAUGGUCCCUAGCAACCUAUAUAUUGUGCCCAGAUGCAGAACAAAGGCCUUCAAGAAGGCCUUUGUUCCACAAUUGCACAAGUGACAUUAAUUUGCAUGGAUCAGAGCCUCCGGUCUUUGCUGUACAUUACUGUGUGCAAGGUAGGUUUAAUUUCUGCAUGCUGUUCUGGUUUUCCAUUCUUUUUACGCUAAAUUUCCUCAAACAUUUUUGUGAAUAGCAUUGAAAGUCUGAGAGAGGCCUUGAUUAGUUAUUCAACCAUGAAGUAAAAUGAACUUUUUCCUUGGAACAUCCAGGUCAAGUUAAGUCUAUUACACUGCACUAUUGUUCAAGAUGCAUUUUUAAGACCAGUUUGUUUUGCAUCUUUGGACAGUCUGUCCAAAGUUUUGCUCGCACAUCUUUACUGGAGACUAAAUAGCCUUUCAAAUGGUUUCCAUGGUUAGCAAGUGAAAAUAAAAUAUUGAAUGAAACAUUUGGGUUAAUGCGCAAAGUCACUGUGAUGAGCCUUCUGCAUUACAAACAUUUCAACUCUUAUUUGGGUUUUUUUAUGCCUUCAGACUAUGUUCUUCAGUAAAACACUUUUAUGAACACUAAUAGGGUUUCAAGGGUUUCAGAUAAGCUAUUGUAAAAAAAAAAAUUUAUUGCGAAGUGAAAUAACUCUUUGCUAGAGAAGUAUUUGGGUCACAGCACGAGGUCCCUUCUGUCUAGUGCUGGAUAUGAAGGGUUCAAUAUUUUAAGUCUUUCAAUCGCAUCGACUUAAUUUUUGCUGAAGCACCUUUAAAGUAAUUAGCCGUUGACAAACCUUGUAAGUUGAUGGAUUGUCAAGGUCUUAAGAAGCAAGGCCUUUGUUCCACAGCCCAUGGUGUUCGAAAUACAGUUAAAUAUUCGUUUUCUAGAAACAUAUGCGUCAAACUAGAAAAAGACAGGCACAGCAGUUGUUUUUUUUUUCACGAACGGAAAAAAGUUCUUUUUUUAUUUUUUUCCACCUCUUUCAUUCACAUGGGGGGAGGACUUUUAAAGUCCAGACUCCAAAGCGGGGACGGGAAACGCUUGGUUGCUCCGUCCCCCCUAUUGAAAUAUAUUUACACAGUGCCCCGAGGCGAGAUCUGCAAAAACCUUGUGUUCCCUUGACAACCCCUGGUGAACCACGGCCCCUCGGAUAUUUUUUUUUUUAAGACCCCAGGCAACACCCCACCUCUCUCAAAACACCCGUGUAUAUAUUUUUUUUAUUUUUUUUGGCUCGGUUGACAACCCCCUCCGAAAAUCACCCUUUCCCACCUACACCUUUAUUAUCAUUUUUUUUUUGUGCUCCUAUAAUAACAGCGUUCGACCACCUCUUUCCUUGCCUGUUCAAACCUUCUAAGUGCUGAAGCAAUAGGCGAUGAGCUCGGCAGGCGAGUCUGGCUUCCAAAUAGUUGUCGGAAGCCUAUACACCAAGUGUGUGUACACCUCGCUGAAAUUGCAGCCACAGUUGCAUGGCAGUAACCCAAAUUUUGUCUAUCCUUUUUCACUACCCCGACAAUUUUCUUUUUAACAGCUGUUUUAUGUACAUUUGUUCGUUGAUGCUCGGGAGUUUUCAAAGAGCACGAAUCUGAAUGUGUUGAUGAAAUUUCAUUGAUGACAAAUACAAUUUUGUUCUAUUCUU
Dermacentor andersoni is the source of this 5757-nucleotide messenger RNA. RefSeq lists its product as uncharacterized. The record is from RefSeq and is a predicted model, not a curated record. NCBI's taxonomy places the organism in Eukaryota, Metazoa, Arthropoda, Arachnida, Ixodida, Ixodidae.